AUGACUACCACAUCGGAGCAGUCUGCUCCGACUGGUCAACAUUAUAUCAGCGAGAAAUGGCCAAUUUCGACAGAAGACGCAUCAGCAAAUCCUUCACAACCCGACCAUAACACCCACCUGCAUACUUCUCGCGACGAAUCCGAUGCAACGCCCCAGACGCAGGACAAUGCGCCCACGAAUUCGAACGACGAAAAGCCAAAAGCUGCCGCCGAUGAUGAUCAGCCAGCAGGAGGCUACGAUGAUACUCCCAUUCCGAAACGUCCGGCUGGUUACACUUUGAAAUUCACUUUCCACAAUGCAGCCAAUCUACCCAUCGGCGACGUCAACACCUUUGCGUCGGAUCCUUUCGUCCUGGCCCAGCUGAACACCGACGUGCCCACUCGACACAAGGAGGACCCGUACCUCCGCUAUCGCACAAAAACGAUACAAAAGGAUACAGCACCUGUCUGGGAGGAUGAUUGGAUUGUUGCAAAUGUGCCGUCCACGGGCUUCAAGUUAAAACUGCACGUGUACGAUGAAGAUCCUGCCGAUUCGGAUGACCUAUUGGGAGGAGUCCACAUCACUGUACCGUCCCUUGAUGAUCAUUGGGAAGGUCUUCACAGAGAGGUUUACAAAAUUAAGACGCAUGGUGGCAGCUGGCGAGCGUACACCCUGCAAGCGCUUACAACUUGCAUGCGCGCGGAUAAAUCCCUCCGAGGCGACCUCACUGUCAGCAUCGAAAUGCUCGGCCGCACAGAAGAGGACGGGCAGAAUGGACGUCUGUAUACUGUCGGGCCUUGUCGGUGGAUCCGCCACUAUAGUCCCAUCUUGGGACGUCUCGUGAACACCACAGGUGCGCAAGCACACCAGCAAGCUAAGGCUCAGCAGUCGGAUGCGCCCUCGCCUGAACAGAAACAGGUCAAGCAAUACAAUUUUCAAGCCAAUCAGAUACAAUUGCAGGGUCCUGUCCCAGCGGAGCUCUAUCAUCGCUACGUUGAAUUCAAGCCUUGGGUCAAAAGAAUGUUCACUUCGUCUGGGCUCUCAGGGAUCAUCCUCGGCAAAGCGCUGCAUCAUCAGCACUCGCGUGUCUACAAUUUUGGCCGCUCCACCGAUCGUGGCACCUUGCCAGAAGGAAAACCCACUGAAGAGCUAACCAAACGAUUCCUCGACCUAGUCCACUACGACGAAGGUGGGCGCAUCUUCACCUAUGUUCUUACCCUUGAUGCGCUCUGGCGUUUCACCGAAACAGGUAAAGAGUUUGGCGUGGACAUGUUGAGCAAACACACCAUGCAUAGCGAUGUGAGUAUUUACAUUGCUUUCAGCGGAGAGUUCUUCAUCCGCCGGGUUAAGCACCCAAAGCAGCCUCCUCCGCCUGAACCAAUUGAAUCUUCUUCCCAAUCGCAUCCACCGCCGCAUUCUGCCAACGCUUCUCACCCUCCCGACUCAUCCCUCCCUUCCGGCCCUCCAAACGACGACCCUCUUAAAGAACCAUACUACUACCAAUUGGUCAUCGAUAAUGACAGCGGAACAUACCGACCGAACGCCGACCUUCUCCCGAAACUGAAAAGCUUCUUGGCGAGAUCGCUCCCUGGCAUACACAUUCUCACCUUAGAUUGCCAGGCAGAUGCUGAGAAGAUGGGCAAGAUGAAACAAGAACAGCGAGAUAGGAAAAAAGCCGAAGGCAAUCGGAUUGUUUACAUGCAAAGACGGGGAUCAGCAAACUCUAGUCUGUCAAGUUCGGACGAGGAAGAUUUGGAUGCCUUGCAGGCGGGUUUGGACAUCGAUGAUGAUGAAAUCGGAGGCCAGGAUGGUACGACAAGCAAUGGCAUUAAACGCGCAGUGGCAGAAGCGAAGUUCAAAGGGAAGUCAAAGGUCGGCAAGGUGGGUCGGCACUAUGGCUUGAAGGGACCCUCCGCCACGUCUACGACGGCAGAAUCGGGUGGGACUGCCGUAGAGCAUGUGAGGAGAACAGGGCCGAAGAAUGAAUUCAAAGGCUCUGAGGCCGGCGGAGACGGCUCUGGUGGAAACGGCUAUACUGGUAACACUUCUGGUGAUGCCUCCGGUAGCGGAGGUGGCUCAGCUGGCGGAGCGGAUGGUGGUGGUGGUGGCGGUGGUGGUAGUGGAGGGAUCAUCCUACUUAUGACGCUGUGGGAAGAAUGGUUCGCGCCUGGCGACAUACGCGCCAAGCUCCGACAUGAGAGGCGCCAGCAAGAUUCCGGGUCCUUGACGUCAAAGACGACACCAAAUUCUCCAUCAUUGACAGAAACGAACCCUCGACCACCACCACGACAACGUCUUACAUAUGCCCAGCGCGAAUGGCGCAAGGGCAGCAUUUUUCUUGGUGGACUAGCUUUCACCAUCGCUUCGCUCACGCUGACACGACGAGCGCUACGCAAACGCAUCUAUCUCCCUACGCCGCCAUUCUAUCAACCUUCGCAUAAUGGGCUACCACCAGUUUCCGGUGGAGUGGAGGCUGCCGAUGCGCUAUUUCUCGCGACGCUGAAUGUUACCGCACUAGGAAUGGCGAGUGUCGGCACGUUCAUGGUCGGCUGGGAUGUGGCAGAAGUGGAAGACCUGCGCGCAGCAGUCAAUCGCGGUGCUGGGUUCGAUGUGUAUGGCGGAGACAAGGAGGCAGAUAAAGAGAUCGAGGGUUGGGUCCAAGAGAUGUUUGUCAAGAAGAAGGACGAGAGCGACAGCAGCGGUGCUGUAGAGAACGUUCAGGUGGGUGUGAAGGAGAUGAUGGAGCAGGGUGGGUUGGUUGCAAAAUUGGGUCAGCUAGCGAGCCUCGCAGAAGAACGAGAGCAGCGGAAAAAGCAGGAAACGGUCGGAGAAAUUGAUGAGAAAGCGCACCAGGGAGGUUCAUCGUGA
Molecule: messenger RNA, 2847 nt
Organism: Dissoconium aciculare CBS 342.82
Lineage: Eukaryota; Fungi; Ascomycota; Dothideomycetes; Mycosphaerellales; Dissoconiaceae
Exons: 2
Coding region: 1-2847 (948 amino acids)
Biological process (GO): positive regulation of gene expression
Source: RefSeq, a predicted model, not a curated record